AUGGGGAGGGUCUACGUAUCAUGGGACCGAUGGGAUGGGCACAAAUUGGAUAUGGAACGGGCGAGGCAAGAGAAGAUUUCGACAAAUUAUCGUGUUGUCCUAAAUCCACAAUUACCCGUCCCGAACAGAAAUAUCCCGAUUCCUGUCAUAAAUAUAAUACAAGCGAAUAAACAGGGCGCAAAUGCCCCAAUUAUACGCUCAACUCCAAGUGCUCUGUCUCCAUUGAGUCUUAGUAUAGGCCAGUACUCUUUGCCGUGCAGUCCGAAUUACAGUCCCGUUGGCAGUCCCAUGAAAGUUCAGUCCACUCCUCAGUCGUUAUCUCCUGCUAGUAGCUACACCUUCAGUCCCGGUAGACUGGUGUCCCCGACUGGUGCACUACAAGGCUACGACCCGUACCUAUCAAAUAAAAUGCAAGUCAGCCCUGGAUUUUCCAUGCAAAACGAAAUGCUUCUUGAUCCGAACGUAUCCCUCGCAUCGAAUGACUUUUGGCCUGACACGGACGUAAUUCAGAAUACUAGCGAUCUUCUGACUGCGUUUGAUGAUGUAAAAUUAGUUUAA
This is a messenger RNA of Pieris macdunnoughi, 558 nucleotides long. NCBI's taxonomy places the organism in Eukaryota, Metazoa, Arthropoda, Insecta, Lepidoptera, Pieridae. The record is from the annotation of a GenBank genome assembly.